AUGCUGGACCCGUCCUCCAGCGAAGACACCGGUGGGGAGACCGACCCAGAAGUUUUCGAGGAGCCCCCGAAGAAACCUUCUGCCUCUCCGGCAGGUAAGGUGGAAAACAGCAGCCGAGCAGCCGGGAAGAAGCGGCAGAGCGCCGCACCUGGAGGCGCCCCCGGAAAAGGUGCCAAAGACAGCGACGCUACAGGUGAAGAGGAGGAGAGGAAGGAGCGGGAGCGGAUCCAGAGGGAGGAAGAGGAGAGGAAAAUUAAACUGCAGAUCUAUGUUUUCGUUCUGCGGUGCAUUGCCUACCCGUUCAACGCAAAGCAGCCCACCGACAUGGCCCGACGGCAGCAGAAGGUGAACAAGCAGCAGUUGCAGGCGGUGAAGGAUCGUUUUCUGGCCUUCCUCAACGGGGAUACGCAGAUUGUGGCAGAUGAAGCGUUCUGUAAUGCCGUGAGAAGCUACUAUGAGGGCUUUUUAAAGAGCGAGCGUGUUUCCCGGAUGGUUCAGAGCGGUGGAUGCUCUGCCAAUGACUUCCGCGAGGUUUUCAAGAAGAACAUCGAGCGACGCGUCCGCAGCCUCCCUGAGAUCGAUGGUCUGAGCAAAGAGACCGUGCUGAGCUCCUGGAUCGCCAAAUAUGACGCCAUCUACAGGGGGGACGAGGACAUGCGACGUCAGCCACAGCGAGCGCACCUGAGUGCCGUGUCAGAACUCAUCCUCAGUAAGGAGCAGCUGUACGACAUGUUCCAGCAAAUUCUCAGCAUCCGCAAGUUUGAGCACCAGCUGUUGUACAAUGGCUGUCAGCUGGAUAACGUGGACGAGCAGGCAGCUCAGAUCCGCAGAGAGCUGGACGGCAGGUUACAACUGGCCGAGAAAAUUGCCAGGCUUGAAAGGAGAUACCCAAAGUUUGUCUCUGCUGAUAUGGAGGCCCUGUAUGUGGAGGAACUGCGUUCAUCAGUCAACCUGCUGAUGGCAAACUUAGAGAGUCUGCCAGUGUCUAAAGGAGGUCCAGACUUCAAACAGAAGCUCAAACGCUCCUCCAUGAACAACUCUUUCCUGGACAUGGGAGAUGAGGGAGACAUCCUGUCCAAAUCAGAUGUCGUGCUGUCCUUCACUCUGGAGAUUGUGAUCGUGGAGGUCCAGGGGCUGAAGUCAGUGGCUCCGAACCGUAUUGUUUACUGCACCAUGGAGGUGGAGGGAGGAGAGAAGCUGCAGACAGACCAAGCAGAAGCUUCCAGACCACAUGGAAGGAAGCAGAAGGAGAAGACCUCAAACAACCGCAAUUUCUGUCAAAACCGUGUGUCGGAGAGAAAAGCCGAGCACAUUGUGGUCCUGAACCCGACCACUAAUGGACCAAAGCAAGCGGAGUUCCAUCGGAUGGUCGUCCCCAAGAACAGCCAGGACACGGAGCUGAAGAUCAAACUGGCUGUCCGCAUGGACAAACCUCCCAACAUGAAGCACAGCGGGUACCUGUAUGCUGUGGGACAGAGAGUCUGGAAACGGUGGAAAAAAAGAUAUUUUGUUCUUGUUCAGGUAAGCCAGUACACAUUUGCCAUGUGCAGCUACAGAGAGAAGAAGGCUGAGCCUCAGGAGCUGAUGCAACUGGAAGGCUACACGGUGGAUUACUGCGACCCUCAGCCAGGCCUGCAGGGUGGUCGAGUGUUUUUCAACGCAGUGAAAGAAGGCGACCUGGUGAUGUUCGCCUGCGACGACGAGCAGGACCGGGUGCUGUGGGUCCAGGCCAUGUACCGAGCCACUGGACAGUCCUACAAACCAGUCCCACCGCUGCAGAACAAAACCACAAACUGCAGAGGAGGAAGCCAGAAACCAGCAUCUCCCAUCA
This is a messenger RNA of Stegastes partitus (bicolor damselfish), 1831 nucleotides long. Its product is annotated as calcium-dependent secretion activator 2-like. Gene Ontology annotation, cellular component: glutamatergic synapse. The annotation marks the transcript as partial. The transcript is spliced from 12 exons. NCBI's taxonomy places the organism in Eukaryota, Metazoa, Chordata, Actinopteri, Pomacentridae. The record is from RefSeq and is a predicted model, not a curated record. Gene Ontology annotation, biological process: positive regulation of exocytosis; synaptic vesicle exocytosis; dense core granule exocytosis.